Molecule: messenger RNA, 708 nt
Organism: Aspergillus heteromorphus CBS 117.55
Lineage: Eukaryota; Fungi; Ascomycota; Eurotiomycetes; Eurotiales; Aspergillaceae
Product: GNAT family N-acetyltransferase
Exons: 2
Coding region: 1-708 (235 amino acids)
Molecular function (GO): acyltransferase activity, transferring groups other than amino-acyl groups
Source: RefSeq, a predicted model, not a curated record
AUGACCCUAAAACCAGGCUUCACCAUCGCCCCCGUCCCCGCAACCCGGGAGGCCGGGAAAACACUCGCGAAGAUUGAAAGCUCCGCCAUCGACAACGGGGCGGAUGCUUCGUUCGCCAAACUCCUGUGGCCGAAGCAAUCUACUGAUACGAAGGAUGAGAAGAAAAACGACGAGGAGGAGAAAGACGAAGACCCGUUUCACACAAUCGACAUGCUCAGCGACCCCGCGAACAAAUACGCCUGGAUCAUCGAGUCGGCAACGGAGAACCCCGUAGCGUAUGUCUGGUGGCAGCAUGCCAAGGGGAAGACGGAGGAGGAGUGGGCGGCUACAUAUGCGAACCGGUAUCGACCGGAUUCGAUGAACAAGGCGCUUAUGGAUGCGACUAGUGGUGUGAGGUUUUUGAAACGUGCGAAGCUGUUGAAUACGCGGGAGACGCUGAUUUUGAAGGAGCUCUAUGUGCGGCCUGAGUUUCAGCGACAGGGGCUGGGGGGUGCGUUGGUGCAGUGGGGCAUUGAUGAGGCGGAUCGUUUAGGGUUGCAAGCCUAUACUGAGGCCUCGCCGGAUGGGUAUGGUUUGUAUGUCAGGUUUGGGCUCGAGGAGGUCGAUCGGGUGACGGUGGACUUGGAGCCAUGGGGUGGGAACCCGGGGGAGUAUAACUCGUAUGCGCUGCUGUUGCGGCCUGCUAGGGUUGAGGCUGAGAGGAAUUAG